Drosophila biarmipes is the source of this 536-nucleotide messenger RNA. RefSeq lists its product as uncharacterized. The record is from RefSeq and is a predicted model, not a curated record. The transcript has a single exon. The coding region runs from base 63 to 257 and encodes 64 amino acids. NCBI's taxonomy places the organism in Eukaryota, Metazoa, Arthropoda, Insecta, Diptera, Drosophilidae.
UCACUUAUUCACGUGCAAUCAGUCGGUUUUCUGCUCGCCUCCAGUUAGACAUAGUUUUUAGCAUGGAUGCUUCUAAGAGCGGUGUCCGGGGAUCCUCCUUCAAGUACGGACCGGCUGUUCGGAUUGGCAUCGCUGUCCUGGUGCUCCACACGGUCGGCUGGCUGGGUUGGAAGGCGGUGAACCAGGGUGCGGAGUCCAAGGAGGCGGCUGCGAGUGCCCACCAAGAAAAACUACGAGCGGCGUUUGCGGAAAAGUGACAUAACGGGGGGAUAAUCAAUACUUCCUAAAUACAAGCCAUGGUAGACUGAUUCAGCUUAAGGUAAUUAUUUGUAGACACCAAUAAAAGGGCAAUGCAAAAUUAUUAAGCUAAACAUGUUUACUUUGUUUGUUUUUUUGUUUUGAUAAGUCGCUUCCAAGCUUGCUGUGCAAAGCUUUUACCAGUUAAUGAUUGUUUAUAAUAAAUUCAGUACGAAAAGGUUAUAAACAGUGCUAGCACUUAAAGAGUAAAACAGGAAACCAUGCAGGUUCGAAAGUGA